Aspergillus versicolor CBS 583.65 is the source of this 1824-nucleotide messenger RNA. RefSeq names its product ER oxidoreductin. The record is from RefSeq and is a predicted model, not a curated record. Gene Ontology annotation, cellular component: endoplasmic reticulum; endoplasmic reticulum membrane. Gene Ontology annotation, biological process: protein folding in endoplasmic reticulum. NCBI's taxonomy places the organism in Eukaryota, Fungi, Ascomycota, Eurotiomycetes, Eurotiales, Aspergillaceae. Bases 1 to 1824 code for a protein of 607 amino acids. The transcript has 3 exons. Gene Ontology annotation, molecular function: FAD binding; protein-disulfide reductase activity; thiol oxidase activity.
AUGCGCGCAGCGGCGAAAAUAUUCUACCUGGCUGUAUUCGGCUUCAUGAGCCUGGCCGGUGCUGAUCAGCACUACCACAGCUAUGACACUUGCGCGAUCGACCCCAAAUCCAUGGUUUCGGACGCCUGCGUUUCCUACCACACAGUCGAUUCCAUCAACGACCAAGUUUACAGCCUCCUCCAGUCCAUUACGCAAGAAACAGACUUCUUCUCAUACUACCGUCUCAACCUCUUCAACAAAGUAUGUCCGUUCUGGUCAGAUUCCGAGAGCAUGUGCGGUAAUAUCGCAUGCGCGGUGAAUACUAUAGACUCGGAAGAGGAUAUUCCGUUGACGUGGCGCGCGGAGGAGCUGAGUAAACUUGAGGGCCCCAAGGCCGGUCAUCCGGGCCGUAAGCAACAACAUGAGAGGCCACGGGAUCGGCCGCUGCAGGGAAUGCUGGGAGAGAACGUUGGGGAAAGUUGCGUGGUCGAGUACGAUGAUGAGUGCGAUGAGCGGGACUACUGUGUUCCUGAGGACGAGGGGGCUAGUGGAAAGGGUGACUAUGUCAGCUUGGCGGACAACCCGGAGCGAUUCACGGGGUACGCUGGAGCUGGUGCGCAUCAAGUCUGGGACGCCAUCUACCGUGAGAACUGUUUUGUGAAGCCGACUCCGGAACUUGAACAGUCCUCCUUCUCUCCGAUGGGUGGGUUUGGUGGUGGACUUCAGGCUGGCGGGCUUCAGGCUGUGCAGGAUUUCCGAAACGUGCUCGAGAAGGAAUUGAAACGGCCUGAAUUGUUGCCGCUGGAUAAUGAGUGUGUUGAGAAGCGGGUCUUCCACCGUCUCAUUAGCGGAAUGCAUGCGUCUAUCUCAACACAUCUAUGCUGGGAUUACCUCAACCAGACAACUGGACAGUGGCAUCCCAACCUUCAAUGUUUCGAGGAACGGAUCCACAAUCACCCAGAGCGCAUCUCGAACCUUUACUUCAACUAUGCCUUGGUAUCUCGUGCGGUGUCUAAGCUACGGAAGCAUCUUGAGGGCUACACGUACUGUCUCGGCGACCCGGUACAGGACCGAGAGACCAAAGAGAAGAUGUCGCUCCUAACAUCUACUCUUGCGGAACGUCCCCAGAUCUUCGACGAGAACGUCAUGUUCCAAGACCCCAACGCUCUAGACCUCAAGGAAGAUUUCCGGAACCGAUUCCGAAAUGUGAGCCGACUGAUGGACUGUGUCGGAUGCGACAAAUGUCGACUUUGGGGUAAGCUCCAGGUCAACGGCUACGGCACCGCACUGAAGGUUCUUUUUGAGUACGACGAGACGAAGAAUGGCGAAAACCCUCCUCUGCGCCGAACUGAACUGGUAGCUCUGAUCAACACUCUGGGCCGCAUUUCCCACAGUAUUGCUGCAGUUCGAAGCUUCCACCGCGCCAUGGAUGUUACGGAUGGUCAAGUCUUCGCUAUCGCUGCAGGCUCGGGAGCACUGAAGGGUCACAAGGGUCAGACAGUUCGGCGUCUAGUCAAAGACGGUGGCUCAACUUUCUACUACGAAGGAGGCACCGAUGAUGAUUAUCAGUACAUCGUCAAAGAUCGCCCUUGGGAGCGCACCCGCGUAAGGCGCAAGGACGAAACGAUCAUGGAGAGCGUCAAGGCUGAGUUCGGCGUGGUACGGGAUACUGCUCUCUUCAUUCUCAAGAGCUGGUACAAUAUCCCCUGGACAUUCUGGGAACUUGGAGUUCUCGAGGUUAACCGCCUCUGGGCCUACUGGCUGGGUCUUCCGGUACCACCACGAACUUGGAGAAUCCAACUCCCAAAGCAACGACGUGUGGUUGAAACGCACGAGGAAUUGUAA